AUGGCGUUCACGGUGAAUUAUACCGGCGCCCGCGGACGAUUGAGGGCCUACGUGGUGACGCCCUCGGGACGUGAAGAACCCGCAGUAGUUCAUCCAGUCGAUAUCGAUCAAAAUGCCGUGAGAUUCACUCCACAGGAGAAUGGACCACAUCUGGUUCAUGUGCUACUGGAUGAACGACCAAUUCCUGGAAGCCCCUUCCGAGUCAUUGUUGGUCAAGAUGAUUUUAGCGACCCUGGUCUGGUGCUUGCAUCUGGAGAAGGUUUAGUGCGCGGUAUUGUUGGUAAGUACUCAUGA
Messenger RNA from Rodentolepis nana, 294 nucleotides. Lineage: Eukaryota; Metazoa; Platyhelminthes; Cestoda; Cyclophyllidea; Hymenolepididae. The record is from the annotation of a GenBank genome assembly.